Molecule: messenger RNA, 783 nt
Organism: Gongylonema pulchrum
Lineage: Eukaryota; Metazoa; Nematoda; Chromadorea; Rhabditida; Gongylonematidae
Source: the annotation of a GenBank genome assembly
UUUAGAGGGACACACUAUGCUUUCGGAUGUGGCAAACUGUUUUUGGUGGACGGUACGAGGUACAAGCUUGAGGGCCAGCCACUGAGCGAAUGCAGGACUCUGGUCACUGGCGUCGACAAAGGGAUUCGCUUCGUCGAGCGUUCAACGGGCGACAUCGUCCCAGCACUGGUCAUUGACCUGAAGAAGGCCGCUUUCUUUGACUCGGUCCCACUGGCAGAAAUGGUGUACAGCGUUCUUAUGAAUUCUGGCACAAAAUGGCGCAAUUUGUCCACUGCUCCGCUUGAUCAGAAUCUCUUCCACGAGUUCGUCUACAAGCUGAACGAUAUCAUUCGAGAUCUUCGGCUGGACCACAUAAACUACACCAAAAGGUCGUUUUUGGCUUCUGGAUUAUCGGACAAACCAACUGCAGAGAUCAGGCUCAAAAUUGGCAAGAAUGCGGUCGUCCCGAUGGUACCUUAUUAUCAGGAACAAGGGGUUCAAAUCCGUCCGGACUGGCCUGCUGUACGCCUGGUCACAGAAAUGGCCACAUCCUAUUUCCCGAUCGAGGUUCUUCGUGUUUCGCCACGCCAACGUGUGCCAGUGAGCAAGCAGACUCCAUCACAAAUGAAAGAUACUAUAAAGGGCAGUGUGUUGGCGAUCGACAGGACUGUGCAGCCGACACAAGAAGGAUCGACAUCUCCCCCAGCAGCAGCUUCGACAGUGCCUCGAGGAACGUGGAGUCUGAAGGCCUUACGGACCGUGUUGACCGUAGUACCUUGGUCAGCACCAACCAAAGAAUCAUAG